UCAAGAUUCAAGAAUCUGGUAACCCAAAGCUCUCCUUCGCCAUUCUUCUCCUUCAAGAGCUGAUUGUCUCUCAUAUAGGAGAUAAUGUCGAUGCCUCCUCUGGGAUCUCAAAAUGAUAAGGAUAAGAAGAAGGCUUCCAAUUUCCCAAUCUCCACCUUUACUGUAGGGAACUGGAAGAGGGAGACUACUCGGAAAGGCGACUUGACUGCCAAAAUCUACUAUGCCAAGAAGAAGUUGUUGUGGGAGUUUCUCAAUGGGCCUUUGAAGAUCAAAAUGGAAGUUUGUUGGUCUGAUAUCACUGCUAUUGAGGCUGUUAUAAACCCUAAUCAACCCGGAUUUCUUCGAAUUGAGUUGGCCAAGCCUCCUCUCUUCUUCCGAGAAAUCCCUCCUCAGCCCAAAAAGCAUAGUAAUUGGGAGCCGGUAGAUGAUUUCACCGGUGGCCAAGCCCAACUUUGCAUGAGACAUGAAGCUACUUUCCCUCCCGGGGUACUUGAUAAACACUACGAGAAGCUUCUGGUACACGACGAGCGUUUAGCUGUCCUCAGUCGCAGGCUCUUCCAAACCCAUGAAUCGGUUUUGCCAUUACAACAGAUCCCACAGCAGCAACAGCUUCACAAUUCUCUACAUAUAGCAGCAUCAGCGCGGGGGAAUCAAAUCAACAAUGACCCAACAUGUGUCGGCUCAUCAAGUCGGAACCCUAUAGUUGUUUCGGAUCAGCAGCAACAACUCCACCAUUCUCUAUAUAAAGCACCAUCAGCAUCAAGCAAUGGUGGCAUGGCGGCGUGGGGGAAUCAAAUCAACAACAAGCCAACAUUUGUAGGCUCAUCAAGUCAGAACCCUCUUGUCAUCAACAAUGAGCCAACAUUCACGGGCUCAUCGAGUUAUAAUAACUCUCUUGUCAUCAACAAUGAACCAAGAUUCAUGGGAUCAUCGAGUAUUGUUCGUGAUCAACGACUUAAUCAAUACAACGACAUGGCUUUCAACAAUCAGCAAACAAAGGCCUCAUCGAGUCAGAACCCUUUUGCUGUUCCUGCUUCAACAUUUGUCGGUUCAUCAAGACAGAACCGCCCUCUUGUUAUUCGUGAUCAACGAGGUUAUCAAUACAAUGAUAUGACUGUCAACAAUAUUCAGCCAACAUUUGUGGGCGCAUCGAGUCAGAACCCCGUUGCUCUUCCUGCCUCAACAUUUGUCCAUUCAUCAAGACAGAACCACCCUCUUGUUAUUCGUGAUCAACGAGGUUAUCAAUACAAUGAUAUGACUGUCAACAAUAUUCAGCCAACAUUUGUGGGCUCAUCGAGUCAGAACCCCGUUGCUCUUCCUGGCUCAACAUUUGUCCAUUCAUCAAGACAGAACCGCCCUCUUGUUAUACGUGAUCAACCACUUUGUCAAUACAAUGAUUUGGCUGUCAACAAUGAGCCAGCAUUUGUCGACCGAUCAUCAAGUGGGAACAACUCCUCUGCUGUUAGUGAUGAGCAGCAACUCUCUCCUCGGAGUAGAUGCCUACCAUGGUGCAUGCGACGCGGAAAUGAUAAAGGAAAACAUAUGGUGCAAAAUGCUCCAACUGAUGAUCAGCUGGGCUUGGCUGAGGCAAUACUAAGGGAGGCAAACGCAAACUGUGAUGAUGGCGCGUGGUCGUUGCUUGACCUAUAUAUAAAGCAAAGCCAGGAAGAUCAUUGCAAUCAGCCAGUUGGAGGUGGUAAUGUAAAUGAAGCUUCAUCUACUUAUCCUGCUCCACCAUCAAAGCCAUGAAGAGAUGGUCAAAAACUUGCAAUUGUGAUGAUCAAGUUUGACAUUUCUUUA
This is a messenger RNA of Salvia splendens (bonfire salvia), 1800 nucleotides long. RefSeq lists its product as uncharacterized. NCBI's taxonomy places the organism in Eukaryota, Viridiplantae, Streptophyta, Magnoliopsida, Lamiales, Lamiaceae. The record is from RefSeq and is a predicted model, not a curated record. Bases 85 to 1749 code for a protein of 554 amino acids. The transcript is spliced from 7 exons.